GCAAGUCAUCAAUAUCCCGGCCACUUAUGACCCACUUUCCCGGCUAACCCCGGUUGACUUUCCCCGUCUCCAAUAAAAAUUAAAGCUUUUUAUCAUGGGGCCCUUCGACUCUUUAACAGCAACUGUGCAAAUGCAGAGACUCUGUAUCUUUUGCCCCUUGCACGAAUCUUAAUCUGGCCGGAAUUCGGGCUGACUGCUCCGAGAUUCUCGCCGGAUAGAUUUUCCGGCGAUCUUCUCGGCGGACUAUUCCUGGUGGGGUGUGUGGUUUUAUACAAGUGGGGUGCUGGUUUUUGUGCAAUGGGGAGUGAGGCGCCGGAAAAUUUAGCCAUGGCAUCUUCUCUCCAAAUUUCUUUUUCUUCUUCCACAGGUGAAACAGAGGAGGAAGAGCUUCAUGUUUUAGCAGUAGAUGAUAGCCUUAUUGAUAGGAUAGUUAUUGAGAGAUUGUUGAGGAGCUCUGCGUAUAAAGUGACAACUGCAGAGAGUGGGCCGAGGGCUUUGGAGCUGCUAGGACUGGGAGAAGAAGAGUCAUAUGAGCAGAACCCAAAGGUCAAUAUGAUAAUUACAGACUACUGCAUGCCUGAAAUGACAGGAUAUGACCUGCUCAAGAGAGUGAAGGAAUCAAAAACCCUUAAAGAAAUCCCAGUAGUUAUCAUGUCCUCUGAAAAUGUACCUACAAGGAUCAACAGAUGCUUAGCAGAAGGUGCAGAAGAUUUCAUAUUAAAGCCCCUUAAGCUAUCUGAUGUGAAGCGACUCCGGAAUCAUAUGAUCGGAAUGAGCCAGAGAUGUGGUCUUUCGGUUUAGGGAUCCAUCAAAACAUGUAAACUGGAGAAAGAAUCCUUUCAUAUUCUCCUUGAUCAGUUGGGGGGAAAAAAAAAAAUUCAACCCUGAAAAGAGUAAAAAAGUGAGACCAGACUAACUGCCUGCUACAAGGGAGGAGACCAGGGGGUUUAUCAUCUAUAACGCACUGAAUUUUUGUCCAUUUUCUGUUUUUGUUUAUCCAAUGAAAAUCAGGCUCUUCUGAAAUGUGUACUGCAAUUUUUAAUUUAGAUGAGAGCUCAUCCAUGUUGAAAGCUUCCAAAACAAGAACUGGAUGAAUGUUUUCUGUCC
Amborella trichopoda is the source of this 1107-nucleotide messenger RNA. NCBI's taxonomy places the organism in Eukaryota, Viridiplantae, Streptophyta, Magnoliopsida, Amborellales, Amborellaceae. The record is from RefSeq and is a predicted model, not a curated record.